Pelobates fuscus (common spadefoot toad) is the source of this 1702-nucleotide messenger RNA. Its product is annotated as E3 ubiquitin/ISG15 ligase TRIM25-like. The record is from RefSeq and is a predicted model, not a curated record. Bases 22 to 1293 code for a protein of 423 amino acids. The transcript has a single exon. Gene Ontology annotation, molecular function: zinc ion binding. NCBI's taxonomy places the organism in Eukaryota, Metazoa, Chordata, Amphibia, Anura, Pelobatidae.
UUCUCUUUGCUAUUUUUCAGGAUGGCGUCCGCAGAUCUAAGAGAGGAACUGAACUGUUCUAUCUGUCUGAAUAUUUACACGGAUCCCGUAAUGCUGAGCUGCGGACAUAACUUCUGCCGUGUCUGUAUCGGGAAUGUGCUGGAUACACAGGAGGGAGCAGGAGUUUAUGCCUGUCCUGAGUGCAGAGCAGAGUUUGAGGAGCGUCCUGUUUUGCAAAGGAACUUGAAGCUUUGCAACAUAGCAGAGUAUUUUCUUUCUGCGCAGCCAGAAAAAGAGGAUUCUGGGAUAUUCUGUACUUACUGCGUUCACACUCCUGUACCUGCAGCUAAGACAUGUCUGCUCUGUGAGGCUUCCCUGUGUGACGUCCACCUGAGUGUACAUAGCAAGUCUGCCGAACAUGUCUUAACUGACCCUAUUUCUUCCCUGGAGAACAGAAAAUGCUCCGUCCACAAGGAGCCCCUGAAAUAUUACUGCUCUCAGGACGCAACCUGUGUCUGUGUGACAUGUAUGAUUUUGGGGGAUCACAAGGGACAUCAAGUUUAUCCAGUAAAUGAGGCAUCUGGGCAGGAGAAGGAGAAAAUUAUAAUUUUUUUGGAGAAAUUGACCUUAAAUCUGGAGGAAACGGAGCAAAAACUACAGAACCUCCAGAAGCGCAAGAGUUACGCACAAGAUAAAGCCGAUAAUGUAACAGAGAAAGUCAGUGCUAUUUUUCGUGAUAUCAGGGAACAGCUGGAAUCCUUAGAGAAGCGAGCCCUGAGUGAGAUCUCCCGGCAGGAAGAGCAGAUCUCACUCCGAGUCUCAGAACUCAUUCAGCAGCUGGAAAUAAAGAAGGAGGACCUUACCAGGAAGAUGGGUCACAUUGAGGAGCUGUGUAACAUGACGGACCCACUAACUGUCUUACAAAGAUGGCAAGCAGACAGCGCUGACUUUAAUGAGACAGAAAAAGAAUAUCACAUGGAAAGAGCAAGAUUUGACGAAACAUUUAAUGCUAUAGGGAAUCUGGAUAAGGUUCUGAUCUCAUUGAACUUGCAGCAUGAACUAAAUGAUAUCAUCGCUGAUGUAACUGAAAAGAAUGGGCUCCAAAAGCCAUCGGCUUCAGAGCUAGUAUUAGAUGUAAACAUGGCUGCUAAUGAUAUAUAUGUGACAAAUGAUUCCUAUCCUACUGUUGAAUACUUCAAUAACGCAUCAAGACCCAGUACAUUUCAGGAUUUCUCAGGUCAACAUUACUGGGGACAGAGAUCAAUGACAUGGGACUCUAUAACAGGGAUAGAGUUGGGCACAAAUUCGGUCUGAGCAUUUCAAGGCACAGGAUCCAUCCCACUAUCAGGGGUGGGGGUCAUAGAUGGAGAGUGUUGUGUCAGCACCAAAGACACAUACCUCACCAAAGUAAGCAUUGCAAAUGUUUCCCAACAUUCGAAGGUAUGGAAUCGGAAUGGGGGGGCCUUCACAGAGGGAACUGAUGGACAUCACAUCACAGGUGACGCCCAUAAAUGGUCAUAAGUGGAAUGCCAGUGGACAAAAGAGGAGCAGGGUUGGGAGAGGGUGUGUUAUGCUUGUGAAUGGAGAGGCCUUCUGUGGUUUUGUUUGUAUUUUAGAGCUGCUUGUGAAGUUGCAUGUGUGGGGUAGGCUGCUUGUAGUGUUGUGUGUGUAAGGAGUCUGCCUGCAGAAAUAUGUAUGCAGGGAAGUCCUGCUUUUGGGGUUU